Molecule: messenger RNA, 1107 nt
Organism: Chaetomium fimeti
Lineage: Eukaryota; Fungi; Ascomycota; Sordariomycetes; Sordariales; Chaetomiaceae
Exons: 3
Coding region: 335-910 (191 amino acids)
Cellular component (GO): cytoplasm; membrane; mitochondrion
Source: RefSeq, a predicted model, not a curated record
GAUGGAAUUGGACCACGAAAUGAGCCAACGUCGAUCAAGGAAAGCCCUUGGGUGCCUGAGUGUGCUGAUUGUUGUCGAGGGAUUUCAACUGAACUCCAGAGGAAGUGAAACUCAUCUGUACCUGUCAUCCAAUCAACUGAUUUUGUACAACAAACCCGAGGUGAAGGUUCCUGUGAAACUUUAAAACUGUUUAUGAGCACCUAACUUGUAAAUUUGCAAUCGCUGCACAUCCCAACCAACCCAACCCGAAUUAUACUUCACCCGUCAACUUUCCGGUAGUUAAACACCAGGAACUAUUCUCCCGGUUCCCAUUCACACUUACAACCCACACAAGAUGCUACGCUGGUACCAAGCACGUCUCGCGGCUCGCCCGCUCCUCACACAGGCGAUCACCACCUCGGUGCUGUUCGCGGUGGGCGACAUCACAGCGCAGCAGCUGGUCGACAAGAAGGGCGUUGAGAAGCAUGACCUCGCCCGCACAGGUCGCAUGGCGCUCUACGGCGGAGUGGUCUUCGGCCCCGCAGCCGCAACCUGGUUCAAGUUCCUCUCGGCGCGCGUCAACAUGGGCUCGGCCAACACGACCAUGCUCGCGCGGGUGGCGGUGGACCAGGGGGUGUUCGCGCCGACCUUCAUCGGUGUCUUCCUGAGCAGCAUGGCGGUGCUGGAGGGGACGUCGCCGGCCGAGAAGCUGCAGCGCAGCUACUCGGAGGCGCUGCUGACCAACUGGAUGAUCUGGCCGUUCGUGCAGAUGGUCAACUUCAAGCUGGUGCCGCUGCAGCACCGGCUGCUGUUUGUCAAUGUCAUCAGCAUCGGGUGGAACUGCUACCUGAGCUUCCUCAACAGCUCGGGGGAUGCGAAGAGGGAGGUGGAGGAGGUGGAGGAGGUGGGGAAGGAGAAGCGGGCUGUUUAAUGGGGGAGUGCUCGGCUGGGUUGGCUGGUUGGGGGGGUUGUUAGAGACAGGUCAGGGAGCUGGGAUUUUCUAGACUUGAUUUUGAUAGAUCGAGGUUUGGGGCGAAAACGGCGUUUACGUCUAGCCGGCGAGUACCGUUGAUUUCCGUUCAAUAGACUCAUGGAUGCCAUUGCUCAUGGCUUAGAGUUGAGAAACGC